Aspergillus sclerotioniger CBS 115572 is the source of this 1180-nucleotide messenger RNA. Its product is annotated as DUF1183 domain protein. Gene Ontology annotation, cellular component: endoplasmic reticulum membrane. Lineage: Eukaryota; Fungi; Ascomycota; Eurotiomycetes; Eurotiales; Aspergillaceae. The record is from RefSeq and is a predicted model, not a curated record. Bases 100 to 1011 code for a protein of 303 amino acids. The transcript has 2 exons. Gene Ontology annotation, biological process: regulation of store-operated calcium entry.
AAACCUAUCCACAUCAUCUUCCUCACCAGGAUGCUCAACUUUUGCUACUCCAGUCUCCACUAACACACCAAAGACUGCCUCAAAAGCUCUCUCUCCAUAAUGCACAUCUUACUCAUCCUGCAGCUCCUCUUUUCCUUCCUCCUUCCAAGUUACGUUGUUGCCGACCGCUCAUCCAAAUCACCAAGCAACAAUGCCAUCCUUCUCUCGCGCGUCCACUCUCUCACCCUCCACGGGGGCCGUCUCACUAGCUCCAGACGAGUAUCCCCGAUCCCCCAGCUGAAAUGCACUGGCCCCUCCAGGCGCAUCUGCAACAUGUACCAAAUCGACACGAUGCGCUGCACAAACGAAGGCUACGGCUAUGACGAAGAAGACAUCCAGUGGACCUGCACUGCGGAGCUCCCCCAAGAGUUCAAACUCGGUUCAACCGACGUAGUGUGCGAGGGAUACCGGAAUGCAGACGAUAAAUGGGUGUUGAAGGGGAGCUGUGGCGUCGAAUACCGACUGCUACUGACAGAGCUGGGAGAGGAGAAAUUCGGACGCGACACUAGUAGUUCCAGCGGGGAGCUUGGCCCCAUAGGGACACUGAUUUUCUGGGGUUUCAUGGCACUAGUCUUUGGAAUCAUUGUGAUAGCAAUGCUGAAUGAGUGUUUUGGGACUCAGCGAGGCGAGAGGGUUAAUGUUGGUGGUCAUGGCGGCGGGGGCGGCGGCGGACCUCCCAGACCUCCACCCCCUUAUAGCAGCUCCCCGCCUCCCUAUUAUAGUUCGUCGGAUCCUCAUACAUCUGGGUCAAGUUGGAGGCCCGGGUUCUGGACGGGUGCUUUGGGUGGUGGUGCGGCCGGUUAUACGUUGGGGAGAAGAAGCAACCGUCCAUCCGGUUCCUCAUACACAACGACACGAUAUCCUUCGUCUAGAAGAUGGGAUGACUCCGGUGAAGGUAGCUCAGGGUCGCGUACUACGCAGUUAUCGAGCACCACCACAAGCACCGGGUUUGGUUCAACCAGGCGCAGGUAAUACCCAGGAUAAUGCAGUGAUAUGUAGUCAUGGGAGUCGGUCCUUCACAAAUUGACUUGUUAUUUAAGCCCUUUAGAUAUUCUUUUUGCUGGUUAAGGUACCUGUAACGCCAAGCGUCUCACGAUCCCCACUAGACAUGUCUACUGCAUAAGCAGAGCACGCAGAGGGG